AUGACACGUCAUUCGAAAAAUUCGACAGCAAAUGCUGUUUAUACUUAUCAUGAAAAGCAUAAAGAUUCAACGACAGGAGGUUAUGGCACAACACAAAUGCGUCUGAGUAAAGAUGCUAUCAAAGAGUUCGAUUGCUGUAAUUUAACUCUUCAACCAUGUCGCGAUCCGGUUAUUACAAAAGAUGGAUAUCUGUUUGAUAAACAAGCUAUACUUGAAUAUAUUAUUCAUCAAAAGAAACUCAAUGCACGUAAAAUGCGUGAAUAUCAAAAACAACUUGACCGUAAACAACAGGAGAUCGACGAACAAAAUGCCAAUGAUCGACAGAAAAAGAUCAAUAAAUUUCUUGAAAAAGAGGCAACUUACUCUGUCAAUCAAUCCGUUAAAACUCUUCUUUCAUCAAAAAAUCCCGAACAAUCCAUGUCUUCGAUUCUCGCAACACCCAUAUCAGCAGCAUCAGGAAACGAUUCGAGAACAACUUCGACAAGGAUCUCAACCAAUGAUGCUGACGAUGAUGACAACGUACCUGAAACUCCGCUGUCAACAGCAAGUUCAUCAUCGCAGAUGAAUAACAUGGACGGUAGUCAAGCGAAACAAUUGCCAAGCUUUUGGAUUCCAUCGUUGACUCCAGCAGCAAAAAAAUCAGAUAUAAAAAAACCGGAUCAACAUGUUUAUUGUCCAAUAUCUGGCAAGCCCAUCUCAAUGAAAGAUAUGAUUGAUGUCAAAUUUAAAUUAGCUAAUGAUGUCGAUCCAAAAAAGCGACCCUUAGUCGCCGUACGUGAUCGAUACGUAUGCGCUGUGACUGGUGAUGUUCUUGGUAAUUCUGUACCUUGCGCAGUUUUACGAACAUCGGGUAAUGUCGUUACUAUGGAUUGUGUGAAUCGACUGAUUAAAUUAGAUAUGGUCGACCCGAUCACGGGUGACAAACUAACGGACAAUGACAUUAUUCCAAUGCAACGUGGUGGCACUGGUAAGAAAAUGAGAUCUAUUCAAUGCGGUGAAACGCAUGAUGAAUAUUUACGUUUUCUUUCAGGAUAUUCGGGAUCAGGUGUGCAACUGGAUGCGAAGUUACCGACGCCUGCAAUGCAGUAA
This is a messenger RNA of Adineta ricciae, 1089 nucleotides long. The record is from the annotation of a GenBank genome assembly. NCBI's taxonomy places the organism in Eukaryota, Metazoa, Rotifera, Eurotatoria, Adinetida, Adinetidae.